AUGUAUGCUUGCUGCAUGAAAAUUAAAUUGGUGGUGCCAAGCUCUGAUGCAUGUCCGGAUUUGGGUACGCGAACGGCGCUGGACGGCCCGACGGCGCUGGACGUGGUGAAGGUGUCCGCGUCGGAGUACGAGGCGUGCGCCGCUCGGCGCGGCGCCAAGGUGCUCAAGUCCGGGGCCGACCGCGUCACGCUCGCCCUCGGCCCAAGCUACUUCAUCUGCAGCGUCCCCGCCCAGUGCCAGGCCGGCAUCAAGAUCGCCGUCGUCGCCAGGAAGCAGGGCCGCGUCGGCGGAGCGUCCUAA
Molecule: messenger RNA, 300 nt
Organism: Triticum turgidum subsp. durum (durum wheat)
Lineage: Eukaryota; Viridiplantae; Streptophyta; Magnoliopsida; Poales; Poaceae
Source: the annotation of a GenBank genome assembly